Molecule: messenger RNA, 4014 nt
Organism: Linum trigynum
Lineage: Eukaryota; Viridiplantae; Streptophyta; Magnoliopsida; Malpighiales; Linaceae
Source: the annotation of a GenBank genome assembly
CUGUUGCCUGUUGGAGUGAAGGCGGACAAAAUGUCCAAUGUAAGAUAUAGGAUACUUGUUUGUCAAGAAUUAUAAUACAGAGAUAUUUUUGUUAAAAUAUCAUAAUAUAGGGACUAAGAGUGUCAUGAAUGGGAAAAAGAAAAUUCGUCGACUGCCGCCGCGCUCAAUUUGCUGAAGCGCAUUGGAUCCCUUCGUGAAACGGAUCAAAGAGGGAACUCUCCACUCCUCCCAGUUUCUCUAAACCCCUUUCCGUUCUUCUCUCGAAACCGGAGUCAAAAGGCACCGGAAUUCAGUUGAACAAUGAACAAAAGCGGUCCAUCCAUCUCAAUGACUUGCAACUGCUUCCGUUCCCGGGGGCAGCGGCCGCAGUUCAAGUUCUUCUCCUCCAUCUCCGACUUAGAAACCCAGCUGAGAUUCCUCUGCGAGAAACCCAAUAAUCGUUUCACUCAAGCAGUUUCACUGUUUCACGACUCCUUCAAUUCUACUUCGCAUUUGCCCUCUCCUUCAAGUUGCAAUUAUCUUCUUUUGUCACUGGUAAGGUCCAAAAACUACGACUUAGCCUUUUCAGUAUAUGGGAAGAUGACCCUCGUUGGUAUCCUGCCUGACUUCAUGUCACUAAGCGGUUUGAUUGAUUGUUUUGUUCAUACCCGUCGGCCAGAAUUCGGGUUUGGGGUGCUUUCAUCUAUACUAAAGCGUGGAUUUAGUCCGAACGUGUAUAUUAUGAAUCUCAUGCUGAAGGGUUUAUGUAGAAAAAGUGAAGUUGGUAAGGCUAUGGGUUUGUUGAGUAACAUGAGAAGAGUUAAUCUUUCUCCUGAUGCUGUUAGUUACAACACAGUCGUAAGUGGUCUUUGUAAGGAGAAUCAACUAGAAAGCGCAGUGAAUUUGUUAGCAGAAAUGGAGGGCGCAAAUUGCGAGGCAAAUUCCUUCACAUACGCAACUCUGAUGGACAGUCUUUGUAAAGAUGGUAAAGUGGAGGAGGCUUUGUCAUUGUUGGAGGAGAUGAAGAAGAAGGGUUUAGAUGCAGAUGUUGUUGUUUAUGGUACAAUCAUAAAUGGGUUUUGUAGAAGAGGAUCGUACAAUGAAGGAAAGGCUGUGUUUGAUGAGAUGCUGCAGAGAGGCAUUCUUCCAAAUGUAGUUGUAUAUAGUUGUUUGCUAAAUGGCCUUUGUAAGAUGGGGCAGUGGGAGGAAGCUGUGACUAUGUUAAACACUAUGUCGGAAAGGGGCAUUGAUCCUGAUAUUGUUACACACACAUGUCUGAUGGAUGGGCUAUGCAAAGAUGGAAAAUCUAAGAAGGCGGUAGAAUUAUUUCAUCGAGUCAUAGCAGGCAAUGCAAAGCCUACUACUGUAAUGUAUAAUGUUCUAAUUAAUGGACUGUGCAAAGAUGGUCUUGUCGCUGAUGCUUUCAAGAUAAUGGAAAUGAUGUUGGAGAAGGGGAGGAAACCUGAUGUGGUGUCUUACAAUUCAUUGCUAAUGGGACUUAGCAAUGAUGGUCAGGUUGACGAGGCACUAAAAUUCUUCUUUUCUGUCCUGAAGGAUGGUGAUCACAUAGAACCAGAUGUGUUCACAUUUAACAUCCUAAUCCAGGGGCUAUGCAAGGAAGGUCGCCUUGAUGAAGCUAUGGAAAUAUUUGAUAUGAUGAUUGAUCGUGGGAGUUGUGGUAAUUUGAUUACUUACAAUGUCUUGAUUGGGGAGCAUCUGAAGGCAGGUUCAAUUGACAAAGCUAUGCAAUUCUGGAAAGAGGUUCUCAAACUGGGGCUCGUUCCCAAUUCAAUAACGUACAGUCUCAUGAUUGCUGGAUAUUGUAAGAUACAGAUGCUGAGUUUAGCAAAAGGACUUUUUACUAAAAUGAGAAUGUGCAGGCUUAUCCCUACAUUGUCCGACUACAAUGUACUAAUAUCAUCACUUUGCAAGGAAAGCAGCGUGGAGCAGGCAAUGAGGUUGUUUCAAGAGAUGAGAGAUUGUCACCAUAUUCCUGACGUGAUUUCCUUCAAUACAAUGAUUGAUGGGGUACUAAAAGCUGGAAAUAUACAGUAUGCCAAAAAGUUGCUCGAUGACAUGGUUCAAUUGGGCCUUGCUCCAGAUGCUUUUACUUAUGCCGUGUUGAUCAAUAGAUUAUCGAAACUUGGACAAGUGGACGAGGCUAGAAGCAUCUUUGAGAGAAUGCUUUCCUCGGGAAUCAAACCAGAUGUCCAUGUAUAUGAUUCUUUAUUGAAAGGAGUCCUUUUGAAAGGUGAAGCUGAAGACAUCAUAAAGCUGCUACAUAAAAUGGCAGAGCAGGGUGUUGUUCUUGACUCAAGGAUAUUCAACACAAUCUUGAUAUGUCUGUGUGACAGCCCUGCUGAUUACAAUAUUGCAGAGAUCUUGCCAGAAUUUCGUCAUGAGAUAUCGGAAGGAAAGAACUUCUCAUGUGAUGAUGUGUUGGCGAAAUUGCAAGAGGCUAUUCCUAAAUUCAAGGCACUUGCUGCUUGAUGAUCUCAUCUCCUCCUUGCAAGAAAUGCUGGUUCAGAAAUUCUGUGGAGUGUCUCAACAGGUGAAAAUAAUUGAAUAGAUUUUAUCAAUUCGUCUGUAAGUUGUGGUGACUGACGUUUCUAGGAUAGAUACAAGUCUUCAGGGUCUUUUUUUGUUAUUGUGCUACCAACCUUUCUUUUGCUUAAUACUUCGGAGGCAAAGAGAAAUUUAUUAGUUUCGAAGGGCUUCAUGUUAUAUGUAACAAGGGGUGUAUAUGAUCCUUGGGUCACCAUUCUUUUUAGCUGCAUGGCUUAUUAGUAUGCUAGGUUUGUAUAUCCAAUGGCCAAUGUGUACUUCUUAUGGUUUCUUCUACUGCUUUAUGCUUAUUACUUUGCCUUUUAUUAAAGUCGUUAAUUUACUUUCUGUAAACAUAUCAUCUUUACUGUUUACAUUCCUACCAUUUAUCGCUACUGGCAAGAGGUCCUGUUGUCAAAUGUUGGGUCUUCGGAUGCUAGAAUCAUAUGCUAGGUUCAGCUAAAUCUUGUGUUUUAGGUGGCUCAAAUUGCAAGAAGAAACACAAGUAAUGGCUUCUAUCAAAUUUCUUGUUCUGGUUUCAUGUAGCUUUUCAAAUUUCUUGGUUGGAGGAGCCUCAUUUGUAGUGUACUGCAGUCUUCCUCCUUCCCUACGUCAUUCCUUUUUUGUGGCCACCAGAAUGAUUUCUGUGGUAAAAAAAGGAGAGAAAGAGAACAAUCUUCUGUUGCUUUUCUCUUGUUGCAUCCGUUGGAUGAUUUUCUUGCUGAGAUCUUGGAUUAGUAUGUUAUUUCUGAAAAUGUGGACUGUGUACACUAACGGAACCUCUUCUGAAUUUCAGCUGCAACCAUAUCAUAAGAUUUAUGCAGAGUCUUCUCUGAACUGGGGUUGAAGUUCAACAGUUCCCACUAUCCCCUCACAAGUUACAGUGUACGCACAGCUGUGUGUUUUCCUCAUCAGACUGAAUAUGUGAAUUGGAUUUCUGAUCACUUUAUGAUUUUGUUCUAACAUUUGCAGCCUUUCCCAUCCAUCAUCCACCUGCCGGGGCUGUCACCUUUUGCAACCAGCCACCAGCACUUCCCUAUGGUCUCCGCCUCAUGCAGGAUCAGUGACCAGCAACUCCGAUGGCUCUAUUCACUGGUCGGGAUGUGCAUCUCCCGGGUCUAUCAUUCGGGUAUGAACUAGGUGCUCCUCUUUAGACCUCAGGAGGCAAGUAUGUAUGAUGAUGUUGACCAUCCCUCUUUGACAAAAUUACUUGCCACAGUGAUGUGCUGCACCUUCAUCAUCAGGCAGUGAGAUUCCUGGGUGGUGAUCGCUCUGCAAUACAUCCGAUUCUGCAAUGCUGAUGUACUGUUAGAAAUUAAGCUCUCAGGAUCUUCAUUGGUCCCUUUUUGUAAGUUGUAACUGCCGAAUUUGUGGGUUGUUUUGACGUACAUUGCAUUAUGGUGAUGCAAAUGCAUUGGGCAGAGGACCUACUUUGUGAAUUUACAGAGAAUUUUCAGAAUGAGAAAUUUAAGAUAAAAAUGGGUACCAUUU